Messenger RNA from Amoebophrya sp. A120, 1020 nucleotides. The record is from the annotation of a GenBank genome assembly. NCBI's taxonomy places the organism in Eukaryota, Dinophyceae, Syndiniales, Amoebophryaceae.
GUUUCUUUUGGAAAAAGUUGUUCCAAGGCAAAGCUGCUGGGCUGCGAGUGAUUUGUUGAGAGGAGCGCGCUGAGAGAUGAGAGCAAUUUCUCACGAGCUUCACUGGCGUUUCCAUCUUCUGUUGGAUUUCUGGAGCGGCCGACGUUGGGAUGAUCCAGUAAUUUCAAAAGAACAACCACGUCAAUGCGCGCUGUAGGUGUGUUGUGAAAAAGAGAGCGCCUGGCUUCUGGUUCGGCGGCCCGGCUGUGUUUGGGUUCUUUGGCGCGGCUAUCAAGACGGGCUUCCGCACCUCGGGGCAUGGACAGCUGGAAGGCCCGCCGGCCCGAGCUUACGCUUCCUUGCAGCGCUUUACUCAGGGCGCAUGGCCAGGGAGCCGGUAGAGUUCGAUCGCGAGUGCCCCGGGGUCGGGCAGAGCAUGCCGCACCGGUGUCCCGCUUUACAUUUCCAGCGGGGCGCGUGGUCGAAGGCGUGUCGGUGUGGCCUGGCACAGUGUUGCUGCUGUACCGGCGGCGGCCUUGGAAGCAAGGCCGCCCAUCCCGGACACGUUCGCACACACCGCCCGCCAUCAUUCACGGCGAACAAAAGGCGGAGGAACCAAGCCCAACACGCUCGCCGAAGAAUUUGAGCGAUGGCCGCCCGGUUGGCCGCUGGCUGCCUGUGCCCGCCGCUACGCACCUGGGGGGUUGGUCGCCUCGAUGCGACGGGGCUAGUCGCCGGCGGUCGCGCGGCCGCUUCCUCGCUUUGCAGCAUGCCGGGGCGGCGCACUUCGAUUCGGGCGGGAGCUUAUUUUGGCCAGCCACGGACCCCCGUGAUCCAUUUUUUUGCGGUAGGGGCCUUACAUAUAGCGUUGCGGGUGUGCGUGCUGGCAUUUCUGUGCCAGUCUGUCAUCUGGCGCGCGAAACAGUGCCGCCGGUCCGUUCUUGUGCCCUGGCUGUGUGUGGCAGGCGUUCUAGCCCCGUGCUGACGGCAUCGCUGCCGUUGUUGGAACGUACUUGAAAAAAGAGCUUUCUCAGUGUGUAU